CCAAAAUCAAACUAAACCAAAACACUCUCUGUCUCACAGACACACAGUCUCGUCUCCUUCAAGCUUUUGCAAAAGGAAAGAGAGGGAUGGAUACGAUAAACCAAGGAAUAAGCUUGUUUGAUGAACCACAAAACGUCAUAAACCCUAAUAAUAAAAGCCAUCUAGGUUUUUUUUUCACUUUCCCUAAUCAAACAUUAUCUUCGUCUUCAUCUUCGAUUCUAGGCCACCACUCCUUAAACUCUUUCCUUCACAAUAAUUCAUCUUCAUUUGUUACUCAUCCUCAAGAUCCCAUCAAUCCCAUGGUGAAUCUCCCUGAAACCCUAAUCUCCACCUCUUCUCUAUCCUCAUCUAAGCAAAGGGAUGAUCAUGAUGGUAUUAUUAAUCUUGAUCAUCAUCGUCUUACCGGUGGUAUAUCAUCUCAAAGAACCUCUUUAAAUCCAUGGGCAUGGAGUAGUCAAGCAGGAUACGGAUACAGCAAGAACAACAACCAUAUAAGCGAGACUGAUGUAGAUCAUACUGAUGGUGAUGUUGGUGAUGGUAUUAAUGAUGAGGAUGAUCAUCAAAAUCAAUAUAUUCCUUGUCGUCAUAAGCAUAAUACGACGCCGUUAGGAGUAGUGUCUACCCUCAAGAUGAAGAAGCUGAAGACAAGAAGAAAAGUGAGGGAGCCUCGGUUUUGCUUCAAGACACUAAGCGAUGUUGAUGUCUUAGAUGAUGGAUAUAGAUGGAGAAAAUAUGGCCAGAAAGUUGUCAAGAACACUCAACAUCCCAGGAGCUAUUACAGAUGCACACAAGACAAGUGUAGGGUGAAGAAGAGAGUGGAGAGAUUAGCAGAUGAUCCAAGAAUGGUAAUCACUACUUACGAAGGAAGACAUCUUCACGCUCCUUCAAAUCAACUCGGCGAAGACUCUCUUUCCUCUCAACACUCUCCUAUCUCCAACUUCUUCUGGUGAUAUUCUGAUUUGUUUUUUUUUCUUUUAAUAAAAAACGAAUCAAUCCUACGUCGAACUCAUCGACAUAUUAAUCAAUACCUUCAUAAAAAUAAUAAAAAGUAAUAACUAUAUGUUCUUGCUGGUAAAUAGGUGUAUGAUGAUGUUUGUUUGUGUGGUGGUUAGGUUGGUGUUUUGUAAGAUGAUUAAUAUUUACCUUUUCAGUCUAAGGAUUAUAUAUGUGACUCCUUUAUUUAAAGAUGUGAUUGACAAAGUUCAAG
Eruca vesicaria subsp. sativa (arugula) is the source of this 1207-nucleotide messenger RNA. NCBI's taxonomy places the organism in Eukaryota, Viridiplantae, Streptophyta, Magnoliopsida, Brassicales, Brassicaceae. The record is from the annotation of a GenBank genome assembly.